GUCACGGUCAGCUGAUCGAUGCGGAAGUAAACAACAUUCGGCAGAACAGACAACACGGCGGAGGAGAAAGGACCGUCUCUCCAAAUGACGUCUCUGAUUUGCACUUUACAAGCCCAUCGAGACGAUGUCAACUGGUGUGCCUUCUCUGGCACGCUGCUUGCCACAUGCUCCGGAGACAAAACUCUCAGGAUAUACAGCACCCGUGACUUCUCUGAGCUGCCCUUCUCCCCGUUGUCAGGACAUGGAUACGGCGUCCACUGCUGCUGCUUCAGCACCUGCGGACAGUUUCUUGCCUCGUGUUCGACUGAUGCAACCACGAUGGUCUGGUCCAUGGUCACGGGCGAGAUUGAGGCCGUCCUGCAGCAUCCAGGUCGUAGUCCUGUGAGGAUCUGUGCGCUGUCUCCUGACUCUGCCCACCUGGUUUCUGGUGCAUCAGAUGGCACUUUGGCUCUGUGGGAUUUUCCAUCCAAAAAGCUGCUCAGGACCGGAGGAGUGAAUGACACGACAAUGGUAGCCUGCUCCUUCAGCCCCUGCAGUCAGGUGUUCAUGACUGGCUCCACCUACGGAGACCUGCGUCUGUGGGACCUGAACAUGAACCAGCUCCAUGCAGAGAAAAACGCCCACGACUUGGGUGUCACCUGCUGCACCUUCGCUCCCAGCAUCCUCAGUGGUGGUCAAGUCGUGCAGUUUCAUCUGGCGUCCUGUGGGCAAGACAGUCUCCUGAAGAUCUGGGUCAUUAACAAGUUCAACUCUGGAGGCUAUAAGAUGCAGCUCCUGCACACAUUGACCGGCCAGUCGGCUCCGGUCCUUUCCUGUGCGUACUCCUCAGAUGGGCAGCUGCUUGUGUCUGGCUCUGUGGACAAAACUGUCACAGUCUAUGACGCUAAAAAUGCAGUUCUGCUUUACACACUGAACCAGCAUGAGAGGUAUGUGACGGCAUGCGCCUUCUCCCCAACUUCACCACUAAUUGCAACUGGAUCUAUGGAUAAGACUGUAAACAUCUGGAGGCUGGAGGAUGGAUGCAGUGACCGUGGCGAGAAGUCAUUGCCUGAGCUGUCUGCUUUGACAUCAAGUGAAGGCAGAACCUCAGCAGGCCGGUCCAGGCUGCUGGUCAGCGAUUGGUCGGAGGGGGAUGUGUCAGCGUGGCUGGUGGAGGAAGGCCUCGAGGGAUUGGUGGACAAAUUCAUGGCCAACAACAUAGAUGGGACAGAGCUGCUUAGUCUCACCAAGGAAACACUGGCGUCAGAGCUGCACAUAGAGUCAGUGGGCCUGCGCAGUAAACUCCUGAGGAAAGUGGAGGAGCUGAAGAGUGAUUCAGUGUGUAUAGGCAUUCCUGAUGAGUUCCUGUGUCCAAUCACCAGAGAGCUGAUGAGGGAGCCGGUCAUUGCUGCUGAUGGAUACUCCUAUGAAAGAGAGGCCAUCGAGAGCUGGAUCAACACAAAGAACCGCUCCAGCCCCAUGACCAACCUCCCCUUACUGACGACUCUGCUCACCCCUAAUCACACCCUGAAGAUGGCUAUUGGCCGCUGGAAGACCAGCCACCAGCAUGUGAAAGACCUCUGACCCACAGUGCCCCAAAUAGUUUACCCAAAGUCUGUUGGCAUUCAUUUGUAAAGCUGCAAUUUUUGGCUUCUGGGGAGCAGAAAGGCAAAAUUGAAGCAACAGAUCUAAAUGUACUUUCAGCUUAUUAAACUGUAUUUCACUCAGUUGGUAGAGACCAAACACAGAGCGAAAACAGAAUAUCGGACUCAUAUUCACCAGGUGGCCGAUUGAAUAAUAAUGUUGAUCCAUGACUGCUGGAUGUAUAAAAAUGAGCAACUGUUUGCUGACAAGUUCACCAUAUUAAUUUAUUAUGUCAAUGCUGUGUCCGCUGCCCCCAAGUGGCCAAAAAAAUCAGCUAUUGCCAGUUUAAAGGGGCAGUUCACCGGAAAAUUAAAAAUUCACAUUUUUCCUCUUGCCUGUGGUGCUGCCGAGUUGCAGAGUGUUGGAGAUAUUGGCCGUAGAGAUGUCUGCCUUCUCUCAAACAUAAUGGAACUAGGUGGCACUUGGCUUGUGGUGCUCAAAGUGCAAAAAACAAACAAACCCUCAUUUGAAAAACUCAAUGGCAAUGUCUCUUUCCAGAAAUCAUGACCCAGUUACUCAAGAUAAUCCACAGACCUCGUGAGCAGUUUCAUUUAGGAACUUUUUUCUCUGAAACUAAACCCACCAAUCAUAUCACCGUGCAGAACAAGGAGUGCAUCUACUGCUAGCUCACCUAGCACCACUGAGCUUGCUAGUGUUAUAGCUCAGCUGAGGAGGACGCAAUUAAUGUUUACAUUUCGCACUGUCACAAGCAUGAGCCUCCCAUCCAUGAAAAGAUGCAAGCCUCCUCCUGCAAGGUAUUUUGGGUGAAAGAAAGAAAAUAGUUACGACAUGAAACUGCUCAAAACAAGUUCUAUGGAUUAUCUCAAGUAACUGGGACGUGAUUUUUGGAAAGAGACAUUGCCGUUGAGUUUUCGCCACAAGCCGAGUGCCAUCUAGUUCCAUUAUAUCAAAGAAAAGGUGGUUAUCUCUACAGCCGAUAUCUCCAACAAUCGGCAACUCACACCAAAACAAUCUAUAAUGAUAAAUAGCACCACAGGUUAAGAGGAAAAAUUUGUAUUUUUGAUUUGGAAGUGAACCGUCCCUUUAAUAUUCAUUAGCCUUUCAUCUGCUUUUUGGUCCGCCAGCUCCUUGGAAAAAGACCUUGGUCUCUUUGCCUCUCCUAAUAUUAGACUUUCCUCAUCAGUCAGUCACUUACUUUAGCUUUAAGUCAAUUUUAGUGCACAAAUGGUUUGUUCAGGCUGAUAAUAGACAGUGUUCUGGCCUGUUAAUCAGAAAAAAGCUCUUUAUAAGUGCUAAACAGACACCUCAUGAAAAAAAAAAUAA
This is a messenger RNA of Epinephelus moara (kelp grouper), 2907 nucleotides long. It is a transcript of the gene wdsub1, whose product is annotated as WD repeat, sterile alpha motif and U-box domain containing 1. The record is from RefSeq and is a predicted model, not a curated record. NCBI's taxonomy places the organism in Eukaryota, Metazoa, Chordata, Actinopteri, Perciformes, Serranidae. Bases 85 to 1563 code for a protein of 492 amino acids. The transcript has 13 exons. Gene Ontology annotation, molecular function: protein binding; ubiquitin-protein transferase activity. Gene Ontology annotation, biological process: protein ubiquitination.